GUCGUGCACGCCACUUGGUCUUUUGGCUUUUACCUUGCUUCAACUAACUAUACGAACAAGCAAGUUCCAUUUGUUUCAACCUAUAUAAAGGAGAAAAAAAUUCAAAUAAAAACAUAAUUGAAAGCCCAACUAAAAAAGUGUGCUGCAGCUUCUGUCACAAUAUUAGUUUAUUAACAUUUUCUUCAACAAAUUGCGCAAAAAACAAUACUUUUUGUGCACAACUGUUUUUAACUGUCUGUCGUGAAUUACGCGCGCGUGUGUGAAAAGUUAAACAAUCAUUUGCAAAAAAAAAAACCAGCAAUACUACAACAACAGAAAAACUACAUUUAAUUGCAAUUAUUUAAAAGCAAUUGUCAAAGCAAUUUCAUUGUUGUCGCUUAUGCAAGGCCAACUAUAAUAGCAACCACCACAACAACAAUAAUAACAACAACAGCAACCAAAUUUGGAUUAUUAAUAGUGCAUAAUAAAUCAUUUGCGCCGUUAGCAAUCAGAUAUUCUCUGAAUUUACACACUCACCACCAACUACAACAGAUCAGUACCAACAACAGCCACAACUAUGUCGAGUGCCAGCGUUCGUGCUCCCCAAAUUGCCGACAUUUGCAGUCCACUCGCUCAUCACAGCUUGGGUUUGUCUGCCUCGUUGCCCGAUUUGGUCGGCAGCCCGCUGGAGAUUAAUAUGGACAAUGUGCUGACCAUUGAGGAGUUGCGCCAACACAUUGGCUCCUGCUUUACGUGUGGCGUCUCCUGGACCGAUGAUCAUGUCUCCCUCGAUUGCAGCGAAUGCGGUGGCUACAGUCUCGAGCGUCCCUGCCCCCUCUGCGAUGGACAGUGCGGUGUGCAAUGGAAACGCGACUUUGCCAUGUCGCAUGCCUGCAGCAAAGCACGCUGGGUUGGUGUCUGCCUCAGUUUCCCGGAAGCAAUGGCCGCUGCAGUGCAACAACUGCCUGUAACUGGCAAUGGACCGGCGACUUCAUGUGCCGCUGCUGCGGCGCAUCAACUGCGUCUGGCGCAAGAGUUGUGCUCACGCCUGGAGCAGCUGUCGACGACGUCGGCAACGGCGACGAAUAAAAUUACACGCCUUUGAAGCGUCGCCGUGACGACGAAAUGUUUUUACAGUACAGUGUUCCUUUAAUUAUCCUUUUGGCGCCACACUGCGUAACAGCAUAACAUCAUCAGCCAUAAGCCACCAAGCCACCAAGCCACAUGCCACAUGCCACAUGGCGCAAGUCCACAUUAUUAUUUUAUUGCUGCAUUAAAACUGCUCGCUGCCCCGCAACGAGUGGGAAUCUCUCACUUCAUGUUUAAAUUUAGUGCUUAAUUUCUAAGCUCUUUUUAGUUCUUAACUCUUAGUGUGUUUAUUCGCCUUUUUAUUUGUUUUGUACAUUUUUUUUUGUUUGUUUGAUUAUUGUUUGUACCGGCGUUCAAGUUUUUUACGAUAAGUUCUGCAAUGUGUUGAAUUAGCGUUAAGCAGUUAAUUAAUUAUUUGUUUGCACUGUAAUAAUCACACACAACACAACACGAAGCAGUAGACAGAAUACGAGGAAUCAGAGAAGACUACAUUUAGCUUAAACUUAACCAAAAGAAAGUUUAAGCACAGCGCAGUGAUAACGGUGAUAUUAGCCACAAAUGUAAAACAAUACAAGUUUGUAAACAAAUAGUGAAUUUAAUAUUGUAGCUAAAGGAAAAAAGAGACAAGCAAAAAAACAGAGUCCAACGAUCUAACAAUAAUUGUUGUUAACAUUUAGUUAUUGUUGCCAAAAAAAAUGUUGUGCACAAAUCAAAAAACAAAACUUAGAAUUUAUGUAACAAUUGUUGGUGCACAUCCAGUUGGAAAAAAAACAGAAAAACUAUAAAGAAAAUUUGAAUCUUCCAUUAAAAUGCAGAAUGCUCAACACGA
Messenger RNA from Drosophila nasuta, 1897 nucleotides. It is a transcript of the gene Pino, whose product is annotated as protein pinocchio. The record is from RefSeq and is a predicted model, not a curated record. NCBI's taxonomy places the organism in Eukaryota, Metazoa, Arthropoda, Insecta, Diptera, Drosophilidae. The transcript is spliced from 4 exons. The coding region runs from base 557 to 1084 and encodes 175 amino acids.